UAAAUUUCGAAAUUGUUUUUGGUGGAAAAACAAAGCACAAAACUUACAAAAUUUAUCAUGUGAGGUUCAUUUAUUCUUUCAAAAUGAUUCUCUUGGAAAAGACAAAUUUUUUUCCCUGAUUUUCUCCAUUUUUCGCAGAAUUUUUAUUUCCCGCUGCUGAAUCUAGUACCACAUUCGAGACAGCAUUGGAAUUGUCAUUUGAAGGUCGACGGAUUAGCACUUCUUCGUGUGCUAGAAACUUGAGACGAGUUUUUUCGCUUCGUUCAUCUCUGUUCUCCAGCUCCUCGCGAUCUGACGUGGUGAGGAAAAUUAGCUGAAGAUGUUGUUCCGUGUAGCGAGGGUUGCCCUCCAGCAGACAACCCGCAAUUUAUCCACAACAUCGCAAUGUAAUGCCAAAGUGGCUGUUUGUGGUGCUUCCGGCGGAAUUGGACAGCCCCUGUCGCUGCUACUGAAGCAGAGCCCCCUCGUCACCGAGCUCCGGCUGUAUGAUAUCGUUCAUACUCCGGGAGUGGCAGCUGAUUUGUCCCACAUCGACACAGCUUCGAAGGUCGUUGGGAAAAAUGGGCCAGAGCAUGUGGAGGAGAUUCUUGCAGGAGUUGACGUGGUUGUCAUCCCAGCCGGAGUUCCACGCAAACCGGGAAUGACUCGCGAUGAUUUGUUCAAUACAAAUGCGGGAAUCGUGAGAGAUCUUGCCCAGGCAGCCGCUAAAGUCUGCCCAAAAGCCUUCCUGGCCAUCAUCACGAAUCCCGUCAACUCUGCUGUCCCCAUUGCCAGUGAAGUGCUCAAGAAAGCCGGAACUUAUGAUCCCAAACGCGUCUUUGGCGUCUCCACCUUGGACAUUGUCCGUGCCCGUGCUUUUAUCGGGGAAGCUGCAGGAGUUGAUCCCCAAAAGGUGGAAAUCCCCGUCAUUGGAGGCCAUUCCGGUGUCACCAUCAUCCCCGUGCUCUCUGCCGUAAAGCCCUCAGUCACUUUCCCGCAGGACAAAAUUGACGCCCUGACCGUCAGGAUUCAGGAAGCCGGAACAGAAGUGGUCAAGGCUAAAGCUGGCGCUGGAUCUGCCACACUCUCAAUGGCCUACGCCGGUGCCCGAUUCGCCCUGUCGCUCAUCCGUGGCCUCAAUGGAGAGCAGAAUGUCGUCGAAUGCUCCUACGUGAGAUCCGACGUGACAGAGGCCAAGUACUUCUCCACUCCGCUCGUUCUAGGACGCAAUGGAAUCGAGAAGAACCUGGGACUUCCCAAACUCAAUGACUACGAGAAGAAACUCCUAGAAAAAGCCAUCCCUGAGCUCAAUGCUAACAUCAAAAAGGGCGAGGAAUUCGUCAAGUAAAAAAAAACCACAUCAGACACAUUUUCUCAACCAAAAUCCUUCCUCGAUUGCAAGAAAUUAUUAUUAAUUUCAUUUGUUGAUUUUUGAUUAAUCCCAAUUUUGUGUAAAUCUCCGUGAAAGGGAAUAAAGAAUAAGAAUUGAGACGACAAAA
Molecule: messenger RNA, 1478 nt
Organism: Phlebotomus papatasi
Lineage: Eukaryota; Metazoa; Arthropoda; Insecta; Diptera; Psychodidae
Gene: Mdh2
Product: malate dehydrogenase, mitochondrial
Exons: 4
Coding region: 320-1327 (335 amino acids)
Biological process (GO): tricarboxylic acid cycle; carboxylic acid metabolic process
Cellular component (GO): cytoplasm; mitochondrion
Molecular function (GO): L-malate dehydrogenase (NAD+) activity
Source: RefSeq, a predicted model, not a curated record